Cucurbita moschata (crookneck pumpkin) is the source of this 1167-nucleotide messenger RNA. Its product is annotated as GDSL esterase/lipase At2g30310-like. Gene Ontology annotation, molecular function: hydrolase activity, acting on ester bonds. NCBI's taxonomy places the organism in Eukaryota, Viridiplantae, Streptophyta, Magnoliopsida, Cucurbitales, Cucurbitaceae. The transcript has 3 exons. The record is from RefSeq and is a predicted model, not a curated record. The coding region runs from base 193 to 1167 and encodes 324 amino acids.
CAAACAUAUGGCUGUCAUUGGCUCUAAAUUGCUGAGGUCUUUUAAGAGGACAAAGCCAUAGAUGGUAGGCCGCAACACAUUCUGGAACUCAGCUUUUUACUAAAAAGAACACUUGUAACAUUCAUAAGCCCUAUAUAAAUUUGGCAAAGAUGGAUGUUAAAAGGACGAUAAGAACUUUGAAGCAUACAUGCAAUGAAACGAGUUAAUUACCUCAUCGUUGCUCUAUCACUCUACGUAAUUUUGCUGUUGUUUCUUAGCAAACCAUGCAUUGCUUUGGAGGUUAAGAUUCCUAAUUCUUUUCCUGCAAUUCUCAUUUUCGGUGAUUCUACUGUAGAUACGGGGAAUAACAACUUCAUUCCCACCGUUUCCAAAGGCAAUUACUUUCCAUAUGGUAAAGAUUUUCCUGGCCAUGUUGCUACGGGAAGGUUUAGUAAUGGAAAACUCAUGCCUGACAUGAUUGCCUCUAAAUUGGAAAUAAAGGAGCUUGUUCCUCCAUUUUUAGAUCCUAAAUUAUCCAACGAUGAUAUCAAAACAGGAGUCAGUUUUGCAUCUGCUGGCACAGGCUUCGACAAUCUAACAACCGCUAUUUCUAAAGUAAUUCCAAUGAAGAAGCAAAUUGAUUUUUUCAAGAAUUAUACUCAAAGGCUUGAAGGGAUAGUAGGCAUGGAUGAAAGUAAAAGAAUUGUUGGCAAUGCUUUGGUGGUCAUUAGUGCAGGAACCAAUGACCUAACCUUCAACUUCUACGACAUUCCCAUCAGACGGCUGCAGUACAAUAUUAGUGGUUAUCAAGAUUUUAUACAAAGCAAACUACAAAACUUGAUCGAGGAAAUUUACCAUCUUGGAUGUCGUAAUAUUGUGGUCGCUGGACUCCCUCCAAUUGGUUGUCUUCCCAUUCAACAGACCCUAUCAUUUAAAGAUCCUCAAAAUCGAAAAUGUGUAGAAGAUCAAAAUUCAGAUUCAGAAGCCUAUAAUCAAAAGCUUUCGGAAUUGUUGAAAAAUUUAGAGGCUCAACUCCCCGAAAGCACAAUUUUGCAUGUUGACAUUUACACCCCACUCAUGGACAUGAUCAAUAAUCCUGACAAAUAUGGUAAACCUGUUUUGAGCAGACAAACAAAGGUUGUUGUGGAACUGGAUUGGCUGAAGCAGGGCCUCUAUGUAAUGCAUUAA